AAGUGCUGAAUGUGGAGCUGCUGUUUGCUGAGUGAGCACGCCCGCUGCAGCCGCUUCCGCCACCGGGAGCUGCCGCGCCGCCGCGUGCGGCCGCCGCUCCGUUCCCGCUGCUGCUUAAAGGGCAGCGAGUCCGGAAUGCUGAAUCAUCACCGCCGGGUUUCGGUGCACGCUCUGCCCGGAGCCGGGAUCGCCGCCGCGCACAGCGGAGCUGCCGGCGCGUCCGUGAGCGCAGACACAAAGGGGCCGCGGCUGUCACAGGAACAAGGGCAUGUGUCGGAAUUAGAGCGCGCGGCUCUGCCGGGGAUCCCCCGGUUCUGUUGGACCGAACGGGAUCAGCCGGUGGCUCCUCGGGGAGAUCAGCCGUACAGCGUCUGUAGGAGCAGCGGCAGCUCCGCGGCUGUCCUCGGCGCAGGUCAGUGCGGAAGAGCAGGGCUCUUGGGCAUGACGACGACUAACAAAGGAAACAAAGCUUUAAAGGUGAAGCGUGAGCCAGGCGAGAAUGGCACCAGUCUCACAGAUGGAGAGCUGGUGACCAUGUCGGUGCGGGAGCUCAACCAGCAUCUUCGUGGGCUCUCCAAAGAGGAGAUCCUGCAGCUCAAGCAGCGGAGGCGCACCUUGAAGAACAGGGGCUAUGCCGCCAGCUGCCGGGUAAAGAGAGUCACCCAGAAGGAGGAGCUGGAGAAGCAGAAGGCCCAGCUGCAGCAGGAGGUGGACAAACUGGCCAAUGAGAACGCAUCCAUGCGUGUGGAGCUGGACGCUCUAAGGUCCAAGUACGAGGCGUUACAGACCUUUGCCAGGACUGUGGCACGAAGCCCCACUGUGGGGGUCGGGGUGAGGGCUGGAGGAGGAGGGGGCGGGGUUGCGUCAUCGGUCAUCGGUCCGCUUAUACCGGGAAAGGUGGCGACAGCGACGAGCGUGAUCACAAUAGUGAAGUCAAAGACAGAUGCACGGUCUUGAGGGCAGGAUGAACAGGAAAGAUGGAGGUGAGACGGGAUGGAGUUCAGCUGCCCCUGCCUCCUCAACUUGCUUUACCCAUCUUAGAUCAAUGCGGGUGAAGGAUGGGACGCAAGCAGAGGAGGAGCACUGCUGCCUCACUUUAAAUAGCGACCUAAAAGAACAACCAGCACGUUGUAAGACGCCAUCAAAAUCCAUGACAGGAGCUGCUGCUUCUGCAGAUCUAAAACACGUCAAACACAGCAAACGUGCGGAAGCCUUCACCUAACAACAGUCCUGCUGAUGUGAGCAGCUGAACUCCCUCCUGUGGCUUCCACCCCAGAACUUUUUCAGAAGGUACUACAGAAGAAUCUAUAUAUUAUAUAGUGGUGGUAAGUGUAUUUCUACUGUUUUGUACUGUGUUGUCAUUCACAUGAGGUCCAAGUUGUAUUUUGUGUGUGUGUGUGUGUGUGUGAGCUAUUGUGUAUCAGGAAUUCUGUGAAAUUCUGUGUUUGUUUUGAAGUAUCUCUAUACUCAGUUGGCUGUAUUUCCCACGUUCAGCUCUGUUUACUCCGACCUUUCCUUUCCGGUUCCAGACAGCUUCCAUUUCCACUCGCAUACUUCCUGAAGUAAUACAGAGGGGGCAAAGCUGGCUUAUGAUAACCAAAAAUCUGAAGAGUAGAUGGGGGGCAAAAAAGUGUUGAGAGAACUUUUGGGGAAGUUUGAAAACAUGACUUAGCACAAACCUUUAGUCAAAAAAAUCUGGAAAGGCCAGUGCCUUUGCUCCUCUAAAGAGAAGGAUGUGAGGAAGGAUAAGCCGGUCUGCGCAAACUACCUUCACCUGUGACUGUGCUUGGUGAUUGUCAGGACUGAUGACUGGAAAACGCUCGUUUAUGUGACUGUGAAGGCAAGAUUCAGAACAACAGGGUUUGCCGUUUUUUCCCCUUUGUUGCUCAUAAGAAAAAAGUUUAGGAAUCUGAUAAACAUUGAGGUGAAUUUCUUUCUUUCUUACAAAGUGAUUUAUGCUGCAAAUGUUUGCCUUUAACCACAAACUCAGUCAAGGGGAGAAGACUUGAUGGAGAAAACAUGCUUCCAGUCACACAAACGGGCUAUGUCACUCACUGGCUUUAUCAUAAAGUAGUCCUUUGUGGCGUCGUACUCAAGAAGUCUUUGUGGCAGAGUCUGUAAUUUUAUAAGGACAAUUAUCUUUGUAUUGACUCGUGAAAAGGUAUUGAAAAAUCUGUUUGAUAUACAGCAUCUCUCUAUUUUGCAACUGUACCAAAAGUGGCUUAAUUACUGGGUAGCUUUGCUUUUCCUCUUGUGAGUAGGCGCGUGCGCUUCAUGGUGGUGUGCUGUUCGGUUCAUGACGAGGUAAUAAAUGUUGACUGUUUGACCCUGAAAAGGCAGCUGUGUUUCUGGGCUGCAGAUAAAAGCACUGAGAAAAGGGAGGACUUGUUAUAGCUAAGAACAUCAGGUCUCCCGAUGAGGCAUGGAGGUGUUACCUGGAGGACUGCAUCACUCCUCCGGCUACUCAGUUCUUUAACAUUCGUGAGUACAUCUCGUGUAUAUGUAGAGUAUUUUUUGGACUGUUUGUUGGAGGUGUCAGGGUUGUGGAACGACCCGUUUUAUAUUCUGUUAUUUGAAGUUCUGUAUGUUGGCAUAAGUCUCGCCUUUCAGUCCUAAUUUCUUCAUUUUAAAUUAAACAUUUCAUGAAGCCGAAAUUCAACAGAAGAGUCUACCUGAAACGCUCUGUGAUGGUACUGGGUGAGCUAGCUGCUGCCGUGCAGAUUGAUAGGUUUAUAAUCGUCCUUGCAUGGAGGGUCGGCUUUAACUACUGGACUGAGAAGCCUCUUUGCCAGUCUGUUGGUCGCUGUUAAAAUCCCAUAUUAGAUAGUCGCUAUUGGAAAGCAAUGCCAUGGAGAAAUAAAACCAGCCACAAUGUGAAUCUGGAGAAGCAGGGGUCAUGAAAAAAAUUGGAAAUGUUUUUGUUUGACGACAUUCAUGCUUAUUCCAGCAGAGUCAAUGGGACUGAACCAGAGCGUCCCAAUUUGUUUUGGAUUAAAGUGUCUACUCUGUAAUGUCCAACAAUCCCAAAAAAAGCUGUAUGCUCCCAGGGGAGAAACACAACUUUGGUCUUUACAUUGAUAAUAACAUGUCCAUGUAGUUAAGACACAGAGAGGGGACAUGACAGUGGUUUUCUCACACAUGAGUAGACUGAGAACACGCUUGAUGUUCAUCAGGGGUGUAGGGAAAAAUCGUUUUGCCGAUAUGUCGUGAUAUUCCGUUUGGCAAUACUUGUAUCGAUUUAAAAUGCUGACGAUAUUUAAUUUAUCAUUUAUGAGCAUCCUUCCGCAUCUGAAUUUUAUUUUCCACCUAAACCCCCAACCAAUUAUUGUUCUUGUAGGGUCUUCAGAUAUAUCUCAAUAUGUAUCAUAUUGUGAGGCACAUAUCAGGAUACAUUUUGUAUUGCCAGGCUCUUGCCAAUACACACCCCUGAAGUUCAUGCUCAGGAGUUUUUUGCUGAGGAAACUAAGACACACUUAUUUAACCGGUAACCUUUCACAGAGAUGCACAUCAACAUAAGAAUAAUUCUGAAGAGACUUUCCUUGUAAUAAACCAGGAAAUCCACUACAUAGUUUACUGGACAAUCAAAGGAAAGUUUAGGAAUCUUACCUGUUGCGUCUUCAUCUGUUAAAAAAUGUCUAAAAGUUAAUCUGACAAUUGAACAAACUCUGUAGGGUGGAGGGCGUAGUCAUGCAAACGGUGCAAUUCCUGCCACAAAGGAGGGUGAUACUGCUGAAGAUAAACAGCAUCUUCUGUCAAACACCACACUCAGACUGCUUCUGUCUAUGACUCCAGUGUGGCUCUCUUCAUUUCAUGUGAUGCUUACUGUAGAGGUUGUAAGUGUAAAAACUAAGAAACCAAUGUUUAAGUCUGUUUAACUGCAAACACACAGUUUGAAAAGUAACCUGGGACAGUAACCUGGGACUCAUCCUCUCCGUCUUCCAGAUGUGAAGUUGUUGCAGCGGUCUGAGCCAGCUCUUUGCACACAAACCAGUUAAACAUUACAGGGGUUUCAUCUUGAUGAGCAGACGCGAUCAGCUGACAGCGCUGACCUUCAGUGAUAACCAUGCAGGCAGCUUUCCUUCGCAGAGUGUUUGAAGCGAGCGCAUUCUGGCUGUGCAGAGGUCAGAGCUGGAGAUAAACCAGAGCCGCCGCUCAUUCUCUCAGCUUUAAAUAAUUUACAAGGGCUGAAAAGAGGUGGAGGAGACACUUCUGCAGGUCAACCACCUGACUUACCCUGCCCUCAUUUACAAAGGCGAGUCAGCCCCACCCCUAAAACAUUCAAUUCAUCCAGAAGACACAAAUCAUUAACUCCCGAUCUGGCUGCUGAGCCAAUCACGAAGAGGAGUUUCUCUCCUGUUGCUGAAUCACGCCACAGGCCCCCCCACAGGUCCAUUCACCCUCCACUGACCAAGAGGGCAAAAGAACCAAGCGUUUUUUUCAGCAUUUGGUCUGCAUUGCAUCCUGUCUGCAACCCCCCCUCACACACACAGACAUAUUUGGGAUGCAUAUAUUUGACACAAACAGCAGGUACGUCAUUGCACUGGUUUUCCUUUUUAUCUCACGCUCCCUCCUGAACUCGACUCUCCAUCACCGUUUUGCUCACCUGGCUGCUGACGGGCAGUUUGGUUUAAAGAUGAAGGACAGCGGUGUGUUUGUGUGAAUAUGGCGUAACCUCUUGACAAAAGAGCUUGUGUUAGGAAAGUCUGUGUUUUGUAAAACUUCUGUAUGAGGUGUAAUAAAUUAUUCUGCGGCUGUACCUUUUCUGGAAAAACCUUAAAAUGUGACGGUCUUUGUAAGUAUUUAUCUUAAACUAAAUUAUUGUACUUUUUUGGAAUUUGUAGAUGGUGAUGAUGACAAGAUAUUGGUAAUCUUAAAAUGAACCGUUUCAUCAUCUGUCCACGCCAUCUUUAAUUUAUUGAUGUAUAUAAUGUACGUUUGUUGAUAAACAGCUUCUUUAUUUUGUAUAUGACCAAUAAACAUGUUUUAAGAUGUGCA
Messenger RNA from Oryzias melastigma (Indian medaka), 4995 nucleotides. RefSeq names its product v-maf avian musculoaponeurotic fibrosarcoma oncogene homolog Gb (gene mafgb). Gene Ontology annotation, biological process: regulation of epidermal cell differentiation; regulation of transcription by RNA polymerase II. Gene Ontology annotation, molecular function: RNA polymerase II cis-regulatory region sequence-specific DNA binding; DNA-binding transcription factor activity, RNA polymerase II-specific. Lineage: Eukaryota; Metazoa; Chordata; Actinopteri; Beloniformes; Adrianichthyidae. The coding region runs from base 10 to 957 and encodes 315 amino acids. The record is from RefSeq and is a predicted model, not a curated record. The transcript has 3 exons. Gene Ontology annotation, cellular component: nucleus.